Ailuropoda melanoleuca (giant panda) is the source of this 8311-nucleotide messenger RNA. RefSeq names its product pecanex 3 (gene PCNX3). Bases 1454 to 7846 code for a protein of 2130 amino acids. Gene Ontology annotation, cellular component: membrane. Lineage: Eukaryota; Metazoa; Chordata; Mammalia; Carnivora; Ursidae. The record is from RefSeq and is a predicted model, not a curated record. The transcript is spliced from 36 exons.
UCCCGGGAGUUCCCGGGUAGGCGGGCAACGAAGGGCAGGAGGGGAUGGGUAGCCCGGAACGCCCAUCGCAGAAGGUUCAGGGUCAAGGUUGGUCUAAGGACAGGCCAUCCCCUCCACAUCCACAUCAGCAAAACGGGCUGACACAGGGACCAGAAGCCCUGUUUACAGAGCUGGGGUUUGGAGUCGGCAAGAGUGGAAGACAGAACCGGCUGCAUCUCAGGCUCUUGGAACGGGUUGUCUGAUCCGGUCCUCUUUCCCUCACCUGGGAAACAAUCCACUUCAUGCCCCUUAUCAAGCGGGCGGAUACCUGAGACUGUCGUCCUGAACUUCGCCCAGUGGUUGGAUUCAGAAUAGCUAAUUCGCCCUCACAACCGCUGGAUUGACACCACCCCGCAUUGCCUUGAGCCUGUCACUUUAAGAAAAACGACGUUAUCCUAUUUCUAUUAUUCACGUCUGUUCUGGAGGGUUGCUCUCUACACGCUAAGUCUGAGCCCUGACCCGGAAGUAGAGGCUGCUUGGGGCGAGAGUGCGGGUUUGAGGUCCAGCACUAGAAGGGGCGGGCCGAAAGGGGCGUGCUUUGAUGGCGAACUGUCGCUGUAGCCCUGGGAAGUCCACACCUCCACCCUUUUCCCCGCCUCCUGUAACUCACUGGGAGAGUUUUGUGCCAAUUAAUUCUGCCAUUACCCAGUGGCCAGUCAACUAUCCCUUCGGUUCCGCCCGGUGGUGUCAACUGGGUUGACAACGCCUAGGUGUGCGCAUGCGCUCCAGCGCUACCACUUUUGGGACCUCUCGUUUAGACCGGGACUCUGCGCACGCCCAAAGGGCUCCCCCGCGUCUUAGCGCUCUGCCACCUUCCUGCGCGUGCGUCGGGUUUCAUGCCUUCAAGUUUUCCUUUUCCGGGUCCCAACUAGGCCGUCAGGCGCAUGCGCCACUGCUGGCUGGCGGCUCGCUGCUCCUUCCGGCCUCCCCCUUGGGCCGGGUCCCGCAGUAGCCGGGCGAGCGCGGAGACCGAAGCGAGUGACCUGUAACCCCGGAAGUGGACCUCAGGGUCCCGGGGCUCUCCCCGGGCCGGAGCCGAGGAAGCCGUCGCCUGCACCCCCGGAGCACCCACCCCACGCCCAUCUCUGGAUGCCGCCGACGGGUGUCCGGCCCGUGCCCCGCGCCUGCCUACCGGCUCGGCCCCUCGGAGCAGUUUUGGGCCGGGGGUGGGGGCCUGGACCCCGCCCCUGAUGAGGCUCCACCCCCGCGUCCAGGCCUCGCUCCGCUGACUGCCCGGGUCGGCCCCGCCCCCUACCCGCCCCCUCGCCCGGCCGACCCCUCUCCCCGGCUGGGGGAGGCCAUGGCGUGAGCGCGAGGCCGGGCCCCGGGGCCCUCGGGCGCCAGGCGGGGCAUGGGCCGGCGGCCGCCCCAAUGAGGGUCCCGGGAGGGGGGCGCGCGCAGCAGCGGCGGGGCCAUGGGGUCGCAGGUAUUGCAGAUCCUGCGCCAGGGGGUGUGGGCCUCGCUCACUGGCGGUUGGUUCUUCGACCCGCACCAGAGCACCUUCUCCAACUGCUUCCAUCUUUACGUCUGGAUCUUCUUGCUCACCUUUCCCUUCUUGCUGUACAUGGUCCUGCCUCCCAGCUUGAUGGUGGCCGGCGUGUACUGCCUCGUGGUGGCUGUCAUCUUCACUACCAUCAAGACUGUGAACUAUCGGCUACAUGCUAUGUUCGAUCAGGGCGAGAUUGUGGAGAAGCGCAACUCGACCAUGGGGGAGCCGGAGGAGGAGCCUGCACAGGGGGACAGCAGUCUGCCCAGGGACCCUGGAGUGGAGAUGACGGUGUUUCGGAAAGUGAGUUCCACACCUCCGGUACGCUGUAGCUCCCAGCAUUCCGUGUUUGGCUUCAACCAGGUCUCGGAGCUGCUGCCCCGGAUGGAGGACUCUGGGGCCCUAAGAGACAUCAAGGAGCUGGUGCGGGAGCAGGGCAGCAACAAUGUGAUCGUGACCUCAGCGGAUCGAGAGAUGCUGAAGCUAAGCUCGCAGGAGAAACUGAUUGGAGACCUUCCUCAGACACCCCCGGGGGCUGCCCCAGACCCCUCUCUCCCCAGCACAGACUCUUCAGAACGUUCUCCCUUGGCUGGAGAUGGAGCCCCCUGGAGUGGAAGCAGUGUGGCCGACACUCCCAUGAGCCCCCUUCUGAAGGGGAGCCUCAGCCAGGAGCUGAGCAAGAGCUUCCUGACCCUGACCCGGCCUGAGCGGGCCCUGGUGAGGACCAGCAGUCGACGGGAACAACGCCGGGGAGCAGGUGGCUACCAGCCCUUGGACCGGCGGGGCUCGGGUGAGCCCACCCCCCAGAAAGCAGGCUCCUCGGAUUCCUGCUUCAGUGGCACUGACAGGGAGACGUUGAGCAGCUUCAAGAGCGAAAAGACCAACUCAACCCAUCUGGACAGCCCCCCCGGCGGGCAAGCCCCUGAGGGCAGCGACACAGAUCCACCCUCUGAGGCUGAGCUGCCCGCAUCACCAGAUGCCGGAGUCCCCUCCGAUGACACACUGCGUUCCUUUGACACAGUCAUAGGAGCAGGGACGCCGCCGGGCCCAGCUGAGCCACUCCUGGUUGUGCGGCCCAAGGACUUGGCCUUACUGCGGCCCACCAAACGGCGGCCACCCAUGCGAAGACACUCCCCACCUGGCCGUGCCCCUCGGAGGCCCCUGCUUGAAGGUGGGGGCUUCUUUGAGGACGAAGACACCAGUGAGGGCAGCGAACUGAGUCCAGCCUCCAGCCUCCGAUCUCAGCGCCGCUACAGUACUGACAGCUCUUCCUCCACCUCCUGUUACUCCCCCGAGAGCUCCCGUGGUGCAGCUGGGGGACCCCGGAAGCGACGGGCCCCUCAUGGGGCUGAGGAGGGGACUGCCGUGCCCCCCAAGCGGCCCUAUGGGACCCAGCGGACGCCUAGUACUGCCAGCGCCAAAACGCAUGCCCGUGUGCUGAGCAUGGAUGGGGCAGGGGGUGAUGUCCUAAGGGCCCCCCUGGCUGGCUCCAAGGCUGAGCUGGAGGCCCAGGCGGGGGUGGAGCUGGCUUCUGGUGAGCCUGCUUUGCUGCCUGCUGAGGCCCACAGGGGACCUGCUGCCAACCAGCCCGGCUGGCGGGGGGAACUGCAAGAGGAAGGUGCUGUGGGGGGAGCAGCUGACGAGACUGGCAAGCGGGACCGCACGAGCAGUGUGCGGCGGACUCAGGCGAUCCGCCGGCGCCACAAUGCGGGCAGCAAUCCCACCCCUCCAGCCUCUGUCAUGGGCUCGCCGCCCAGCAGCCUGCAGGAGGCUCAGCGCAGCCGGGCCGCCUCUCACUCCCGGGCGCUGACGCUGCCCUCCGCCUUGCACUUCGCUUCGUCGCUGCUGCUCACGCGGGCGGGCGCCGCUGUGCACGAGGCCUGCACCUUUGAUGACACAUCCGAGGGUGCCGUGCACUACUUCUAUGACGAGAGCGCCUCUCUCAGACGUGGGCGGUCUCAUUAUCCAUGCUGUGCUUAUGAGGAAGCCGAGGCACGGCCUGAAGUCACAGCCGAGCAAGUGGCAGAACAGGGACCUGAACCCAGGGCAGGCCGACCUGCAGGCCCUCUCCGCUCCAGCUCAGGGUCCCUAGGGGCUGGGCUGCCAUACAGGGGAGCUCCUCACCGGAUGGUCCACGUGGGUCAGGCCUUGGUGCCCCUGUCCCUGACGUGCUGCCUUGUGUCCCACACCCCUGGCCCAGGCGUGCGGCGUUCCUACACCUUCGGCCUAGCUGGAGGCGGCUACGAGAACCCUGUGGGGCAGCAGGGGGAGCAGGCGGCCAAUGGAGCUUGGGACCGCCACUCACAUUCCUCCAGCUUCCACUCGGCCGAUGUCCCUGAGGCAGCGGGUGGCCUGAACCUGCUGCAGCCAAGGCCCGUGGUUCUGCAGGGCAUGCAGGUGCGCCGAGUGCCCCUGGAGAUCCCGGAGUUUGACCUGCUGGACCAGGACUCCCUGCACGAAUCCCAGGAGCAGACGCUGAUGGAGGAGGCGCCGCCUCGGGCCCAGCACAGCUACAAGUACUGGCUCCUUCCUGGCCGCUGGACAUCCGUGCGCUAUGAGCGGCUGGCCCUCCUGGCCCUGUUGGACCGGACUCGGGGGCUGGUGGAGAACAUACUCGGCAUCGGCCUGAGCAGCCUCGUCGCCUUCCUGGGCUACCUGUUGCUGCUCAAGGGCUUCUUCACGGAUAUCUGGGUCUUCCAGUUCUGCUUGGUCAUCGCCUCCUGCCAGUAUUCCCUGCUCAAGAGCGUGCAGCCUGAUGCGGCGUCUCCCAUGCACGGCCACAACUGGGUGAUUGCAUAUAGCCGGCCUGUCUACUUCUGCAUCUGCUGUCUGCUCAUCUGGCUGUUGGACGCCCUGGGCUCAGCUCAGCCCUUCCCACCCGUCUCCCUGUAUGGCCUCACGCUCUUCUCCGCCUCCUUCUUCUUCUGUGCCCGGGAUGUGGCUACCGUGUUCACCUUGUGCUUCCCGUUCGUCUUCCUCCUGGGCCUCCUUCCCCAGGUUAACACCUGUCUCAUGUACCUGCUGGAGCAGAUAGACAUGCACGGCUUUGGGGGUACAGCUGCCACCAGUCCGCUCACGGCGGUGUUCAGCCUCUCCCGCAGCCUGCUGGCUGCUGCUCUGCUCUAUGGUUUCUGCCUCGGGGCCAUCAAGACUCCUUGGCCGGAACAGCACGUCCCUGUCCUCUUCUCGGUCUUCUGUGGCCUCCUGGUGGCACUGUCCUACCACCUGAGCCGUCAGAGCAGUGAUCCCACUGUGCUCUGGUCCCUGAUCCGGAGCAAGCUCUUCCCCGAGCUGGAGGAGAGGAGCUUGGAGACAGCUCGGGCUGAGCCCCCAGACCCGCUGCCAGACAAGAUGCGUCAGUCGGUGCGUGAGGUCCUGCACUCUGACCUGGUGAUGUGUGUGGUGAUCGCUGUGCUCACCUUCGCCAUCAGCGCCAGCACCGUCUUCAUCGCCCUGAAGUCGGUGCUGGGCUUCGUGCUGUACGCGCUGGCCGGGGCCGUGGGCUUCUUCACACACUACUUGCUGCCGCAGCUCCGCAAACAGCUGCCCUGGUUCUGCCUGUCGCAGCCCGUGCUGAAGCCAUCCGAGUACAGCCAGUACGAAGUUCGCGGCGCUGCGCAGGUGAUGUGGUUCGAGAAGCUGUACGCCAGCCUUCAGUGCGUCGAGAAGUACCUCAUCUACCCCGCCGUGGUGCUCAACGCUCUCACAGUGGACGCCCACGCCGUCGUCAGCCACCCGGACAAGUUCUGCCUCUACUGCCGGGCGCUGCUGAUGACCGUGGCUGGGCUGAAGCUGUUACGCUCAGCCUUCUGCUGCCCACCCCAGCAGUACCUGACCUUGGCCUUCACCGUCCUGCUCUUCCACUUCGACUACCCACGCCUGUCCCAGGGCUUUUUGCUCGACUACUUCCUCAUGUCCCUGCUGUGCAGCAAGCUGUGGGACCUGCUGUAUAAGCUGCGUUUUGUGCUGACCUACAUCGCGCCCUGGCAGAUCACCUGGGGCUCCGCUUUCCAUGCUUUCGCCCAGCCCUUUGCCGUGCCUCACUCGGCCAUGCUGUUCGUUCAAGCUCUGCUCUCGGCACUCUUCUCCACGCCACUCAACCCCCUGCUGGGCAGCGCUGUCUUCAUCAUGUCCUACGCGCGGCCCCUCAAGUUCUGGGAGCGCGACUACAACACUAAACGUGUGGAUCAUUCCAACACCCGCCUGGUCACACAGCUGGAUCGGAACCCCGGCGCCGACGACAACAACCUCAACUCCAUCUUCUAUGAGCACUUGACGCGCUCGCUGCAGCACACGCUAUGUGGGGACCUGGUGCUGGGCCGCUGGGGCAACUACGGCCCCGGCGACUGCUUUGUCCUGGCCUCUGACUACCUCAACGCCCUGGUGCACCUCAUCGAGGUCGGCAAUGGCCUCGUCACCUUCCAGCUGCGUGGCCUUGAGUUCCGGGGUACAUACUGCCAGCAGCGCGAGGUAGAGGCCAUCACGGAGGGCGUGGAGGAGGACGAGGGCUGCUGCUGCUGCGAGCCUGGCCACCUGCCGCGGGUCCUGUCCUUCAAUGCCGCCUUCGGGCAGCGCUGGCUGGCCUGGGAGGUGACGGCCAGCAAGUACGUGCUGGAGGGCUACAGCAUCAGUGACAAUAACGCGGCCUCCAUGCUGCAGGUGUUCGAUCUCCGCAAGAUCCUCAUCACUUACUACGUCAAGAGCAUCAUCUACUACGUGAGCCGCUCACCGAAGCUGGAGGCGUGGCUUAGCCACGAGGGCAUCGCAGCGGCCCUGCGGCCUGUGAGGGCGCCGGGCUACGCUGACUCGGACCCCACCUUCUCCCUGAGUGUGGAUGAGGACUAUGACCUUCGCCUCUCUGGCCUCUCGCUGCCUGCCUUCUGUGCGGUGCACCUUGAGUGGAUCCAGUACUGCGCCUCCCGGCGCAGCCAGCCUGUGGAUCAAGAUUGGAACUCGCCGCUGGUCACGCUGUGUUUUGGUCUGUGUGUGCUGGGCCGACGGGCCCUGGGGACAGCCUCGCAUAGCAUGUCUGCCAGCCUGGAGCCCUUCCUCUACGGCCUGCACGCCCUGUUCAAGGGGGACUUCCGCAUCACCUCCCCACGUGACGAGUGGGUCUUCGCUGACAUGGACCUGCUUCAUCGUGUGGUGGCGCCCGGGGUUCGCAUGGCCCUCAAGCUUCACCAGGACCACUUCACGUCCCCAGAUGAGUACGAGGAGCCGGCCGCUCUGUAUGAUGCCAUCGCCGCCAACGAGGAGCGCCUGGUCAUCUCGCACGAGGGCGACCCGGCCUGGCGCAGCGCCAUCCUCAGCAACACGCCCUCGCUGCUGGCGCUGCGCCACGUGCUGGACGACGCCUCGGAUGAGUACAAGAUCAUCAUGCUCAACCGGCGGCACCUCAGCUUCCGCGUCAUCAAGGUGAACCGCGAGUGCGUCCGCGGCCUGUGGGCCGGGCAGCAGCAGGAGCUGGUGUUUCUGCGCAACCGCAACCCCGAACGCGGCAGUAUCCAGAACGCCAAGCAGGCGCUGCGCAACAUGAUCAACUCCUCCUGCGACCAGCCGCUGGGCUACCCCAUCUAUGUGUCGCCCCUCACCACCUCGCUGGCCGGCAGCCACCCCCAGCUGCGGGCACUGUGGGGUGGCCCCGUCAGCCUGAGCGCCAUUGCCCGCUGGCUUCUGCACAGCUGGGAGAGGCUUCAUAAGGGCUGCGGUGCCGGCUGCAACAGCGGCGGGAACGUGGACGACUCGGACUGUGGCGGAGGCGGUGGCUUGACCUCCCUCAGCAAUAACCCCCCCCUGGCACACCCCACACCUGAAAACACAGCAGGCAGUGGUGACCAGCCCCUCCCUCCCGGCCCAGGCUGGGGCCCUCGGCCUUCUCUGAGCGGCUCUGGUGACGGGCGCCCCCCUCCUCUGCUGCAGUGGCCACCCCCUCGACUCCCUGGACCAACCCCUGCUUCCCCCGCCCCCACCGAGGGUCCCCGGCCCUCAAGGCCCCCUGGCCCCGGUCUCCUCAGUUCGGAGGGUCCCAGUGGGAAGUGGAGCCUGGGGGGUCGGAAGGGGCUAGGGGGAUCUGAGGCGGAGCCAGCCUCAGGGAGCCCCAAAGGAGGCACGCCCAAAUCUCAGGCGCCCCUAGACCUCAGCCUCAGCCCGGAUAUCAGCACCAACGCCUCCUCGCCCCCCAGAGCAGCCCAGGACAUUCCUUGCUUGGACAGCAGUGUUCCUGAAAGUGGCACACCCACUGGGACCCUGGGUGACUGGCCUGCCCCUACUGAGGAGCGUGAGAGCCCAGCCGCCCAGCCCCUGCUGGAGCAUCAGUACUGAGCAGCCUGGUACCCUCUGGAUCCCAGCCCCAGGAUUCAGUAACUUGGAUCCCUGGUCUCUGGCCCUCUCUGCUGGACCACAGAACUGAGUGGUUUUGGCUUCCACAUCUGAACCCUAACUUCUGGCUGCCUUAGCCAGAGUAUCAGAACUAAGUGGCCCAGACGUGUGACCGUGAUCCCUGAUCUCUGAUCCCUAGUCCAGGGCCUGGGCUCCCCAAACUGAGGCAGGCAGCCUUCCAGCCAGGCCCUAAAAGCCAAAUCCAUGGGCUGGUCCCGCUUCGAGCCCGUGGCCAGGACUGACUUGACUUGGCCCCUGGGCCUGUACUGCCUGCAGGGGCAACCCCCUGGCCUGGACCUGGGGCUGAAAUGUGGGAAGGGUGGUUUCUUCUUUUCUUUCUUUCUUUCUUUCUUUUUUUUUUUUCGUGCUUCGGAGACACCAGAAUUAAUAACACUAUUUUUGAUUUUG